AUGGCUAAGAGAAGAACUAAGAAGAGAACACAUGUCGUUCAGAGCAAGGAUGAGCUGAAGGGCAUCCCCAAAUCUAUGGUCAUUAGAGUAGGUCAAACGUCAUUGUCGAAUCAUUCUUUAAACCAAUUGAUUAAGGAUUUUAGACAAAUUAUGCAGCCACACACAGCCGUCAGAUUGAAAGAAAGAAAGUCUAACAAGUUGAAGGAUUUCAUAGUCAUGUGUGGUCCGCUAGACGUCUCGCAUCUGUUCAUUUUCACCCAAUCUGAAAAAACAGGUAACGUUUCAUUGAAGAUUGCAAGAACUCCAAAUGGUCCAACUGUGACUUUCAAUGUCGUUGAUUAUUCCCUGUCAAAGGACAUCAAACGGUUUUUAAGAAGACCAAAGACUCUAGCAAAGGAAGACGUAUUGGAUCCACCUCUAUUGGUAUUAAACGGAUUCAAUACUAACUCCGAUGAUGAUGAAUCAAACAAUGUCGAAAAAGUCGUACUAUCAAUGUUCCAAAAUAUAUUUCCACCUUUAAAUCCAAGUCAGACUCAAUUAUCUUCCAUAAGAAGAGUCUUCAUGAUUAAUAAAGACCCAAAGACAAAUGAAAUUUCCAUGCGUCACUAUUUCAUAAAUAUAAAAGAUGUCGAAAUCUCCAAAAAUUUAAAACGUUUGUACAAGGCAAAGGACCAUUUAAAUAAAUCAGUGCCAAAUCUCAGUACCAAACAAGAUAUCUCCUCUUUGAUUCUAGAUCAUGAUCUUGGUGCUUACACUUCGGAAUCUGAAGUCGAAGAUGAUUCAAUCGUCAAAGUCAUGGAUAAUGACAAUAAUACUACAAGGGUAAACAACCAAAGGAAACCACAGGAACCUAUUGGUGAGGACGACGGUGAAGAAGAGGAAGAAGAAGAGGAUCAAGAUUCAAUGCCAGUGGCAAAGCCAGUAGCAAAUCCAAAGAAAAAGGCAAUAAGAUUGACUGAAGUAGGACCAAGAUUGAAUUUAAAAUUAAUAAAAAUCGAAGAUGGUAUCUGCUCUGGUAAGGUCUUACAUCAUGAAUUUGUCAAGAAAACAGAUGCUGAAAUUAAAGCAUUAGAGAAAAGGCACAGAGAGAAACAGAGAUUAAAGGAACAAAGAAGGAAAGAACAAGAAGAAAAUAUUGCUAGAAAGAAAGCAACUAAAGACGCCAAGAAGCAAAGAAAAUUGGAAAGAAGAAAGUUGAGAGAAGAACAAGAAAAUGAAUUAUUCGACGGUAAAAAGGAAGAUAAUGAUGAAGUAGCAAAGAAUGAUGAAAGUAGUGAAUCGAGUGAUAGUGAUAGUGAUCAUUACAGUGAUGUUCCAGAAGACAUAGAUAGUGACUUAUUCUCUGAAGUAGAGGAAGCCAUGUAA
Molecule: messenger RNA, 1365 nt
Organism: Kazachstania africana CBS 2517
Lineage: Eukaryota; Fungi; Ascomycota; Saccharomycetes; Saccharomycetales; Saccharomycetaceae
Exons: 1
Coding region: 1-1365 (454 amino acids)
Biological process (GO): rRNA processing; ribosomal large subunit assembly
Cellular component (GO): preribosome, large subunit precursor
Molecular function (GO): rRNA binding
Source: RefSeq, a predicted model, not a curated record